ACGAACCUAUUACGAGACGGGCUUUAGGACCCGGCGGGGGACGGCGGGCCGGGAAAGGGUCGAGGAGGUCGGGAGCGCGCCCGUGAGCCCGGAGGAGCGGCAGCGUUGGCGGCGUCGGGAGCGAGUGAGUCCGGGAGCGGCGCGGGUGGUGGAGGAGGAGCCGUGAGCUCGAUUCUCUAACCAUGGCACAGGUAGAGAAACGGGGAGGUUUGCUUCGGAAAUCUUCAGCCUCCAAAAAACCACUAAAGGAAAAAGUGGUGCUGAUGUAUGAUGAGAUCUUCAUGACAGAGGACCCCAGUAAGUGCAGUCCUCGGUUUUGGGAGGAGCUCUUUCUCAUGAAGGUGAAUUUAGAAUACCUAGAAGGCAAGUUGGAAUCUCUUGAUGGUGAGGAGUUAAUGAAGAUCAAGGACAAUAUUAAUUGCUUAUUUCAACACUGCAUCCAGGCUCUAGGAGAGGAGCAUCCAAUUCGAGUUGUCAAUGCAUUGCAGACGUUGUGUGCACUCAUUCGAGGAGUCCAUCAAAAGAAUAAGUCUACUUCUGGAUUUGACAUUAUCAACAUGCUGAUAGGCUUUGACAAAGCAGAGCUGUGCAUGAAGAACUUGAUGGAGAGUUUGGAUUCAUUGCUUUGCGCAGAAGGUUCUGAAAGUCUGAAGAGUUUGUGUCUGAAACUUCUCCUUUGCUUAGUGACUGUGACAGAUAACAUCAGCCAGAACACUAUCUUGGAGUAUGUAAUGAUCAAUAGCAUAUUUGAAGCAAUUCUACAGAUACUUUCCCAUCCCCCAAGUCGUAGGGAGCAUGGGUAUGAUGCUGUUGUCCUCUUGGCUUUGUUGGUGAACUACAGAAAAUAUGAGUCUGUAAAUCCUUAUAUUGUGAAGCUCUCUAUUGUGGAUGAUGAGGCCACGCUCAAUGGAAUGGGGCUUGUAAUUGCUCAGGCUUUAUCUGAGUACAAUAGGCAGUAUAAAGACAAGGAAGAAGAACACCAGAGUGGUUUUUUCUCUGCAUUAACAAAUAUGGUGGGCAGCAUGUUCAUAGCAGAUGCCCAUGAGAAAAUCUCAGUACAAACCAAUGAAGCCAUUCUUCUGGCACUUUAUGAAGCUGUUCAUUUAAAUCGCAACUUCAUCACAGUAUUAGCUCAGAGUCAUCCAGAAAUGGGCUUGGUGACAACUCCUGUCAGUCCUGCUCCAACAACCCCAGCCACACCACUUGGGACCACGCCACCCUCCUCUGAUGUUAUAAGUUCUGUGGAACUCCCACUGGAUGCAGAUGUACAGACCAGUAAUCUACUGAUAACCUUCUUAAAGUAUAGCUCAAUUGUCAUGCAGGACACCAAAGAUGAACACAGGCUUCACAGUGGCAAACUCUGUCUGAUUAUCCUUACAUGUAUUGCAGAGGAUCAGUAUGCCAAUGCAUUUUUGCAUGAUGACAACAUGAAUUUUCGAGUAAACUUACAUAGAAUGCCUAUGAGACAUAGGAAGAAGGCCGCAGAUAAAAACCUUCCCUGCCGCCCUUUAGUAUGUGCAGUACUGGACCUGAUGGUAGAGUUUAUUGUAACACACAUGAUGAAGGAGUUUCCUAUGGAUCUCUAUGUACGCUGCAUUCAGGUAGUACACAAACUGCUUUGCUACCAGAAAAAGUGUCGAGUACGCCUGCAUUACACCUGGCGGGAACUUUGGUCAGCCUUGAUAAAUUUGCUGAAGUUCCUUAUGUCAAAUGAGACUGUUCUUUUGGCCAAACACAACAUUUUUACAUUAGCCCUUAUGAUUGUGAACCUAUUUAAUAUGUUUAUCACAUAUGGUGACACAUUCCUGCCAACCCCCAGCAGCUAUGAUGAACUUUACUAUGAGAUUAUCCGCAUGCACCAGAGCUUUGACAACCUCUACUCCAUGGUCCUGAGGCUUUCUACCAAUGCAGGCCAGUGGAAGGAAGCAGCUAGCAAGGUGACCCAUGCGUUGGUUAAUAUCAGAGCCAUCAUCAACCACUUUAACCCCAAAAUUGAGUCCUACGCUGCUGUGAAUCACAUAUCCCAGCUGUCAGAGGAGCAGCUCUGCAGCCCCCAACCCCUGUGCCAGGGACCAGUACCAGUCUGUGGCCUGUUAGGAACCAAGGCCCCACAGCAGGAGGUACUGGAGGUGGUGCGAGCCAACUAUGACACACUCACACUGAAGCUGCAGGAUGGCCUAGACCAGUAUGAGCGCUACUCAGAGCAGCACAAGGAAGCUGCCUUCUUCAAAGAGCUGGUACGAUCCAUUAGCACCAACGUCCGGAGAAACCUGGCCUUCCAUACACUCAGCCAGGAAGUCCUGCUCAAGGAGUUCUCCACUAUCUCCUGAAGGCACGCCUACCUGAGCAGCCACUGACUGCCCUUAUCCAUGAGGCUCCUGGGGGAUCAAGGGGAGAGGGGGCUGCCCCAAGGUUGGAGAGAAACAUAGAUACCAAGUUCUCUUGGUGAAGGCCAUGCUUCAGUGGAGCUUGGACAGCAGGGGCAGGAGGGGCAAGCCAGGGAUGAUUGUAUUUGGGGAGAAAUGGGUGGGCACAGGGAGAGGCCUCCAGGAAUGUGGGAACUUCCAGGGUUGGCUCCCUGGAUAGCCCUUCACAUUUCCAAUUGAGAUUACAAGUUGUGGCUACUGACUAAUGUUCAGGACCUGGCGGAUUAAGCUCCAGGGUGAUGCCAACACCUUGAAGGUCAAUGGCUUUCCUUGGCUUCUGAAAACAGAUCAACUCUCAGAUGUAGCUGGAACCCCAUCCUGCUUCCUUUGGGCUUGCGGUUGUGCUAGGCUUAAAAUCUGUGUCCCCUGCCCCCACUGGCAUUCUGUCCAAUCAUUAGAACCUUUAGCUCAGGCUUAGGGCAGGGUAGCAAUGAGGUACCCUUUUUCUGUUUUUUAAAUUCAGAAUUGACUCCUCUGGGAAACCGGAGAUUAGAAUCUGCCCAGUGCUCUGCUGUCCUGCCACCACUUUCUGGAUUUCGGUUUUGGUACCAGGAGUACCUGUUAGCAUUCACCUUCUUCCAACCCAUUGACUCAUCAGCACAAUAGGGUCACAACCUUAGCUUUUCAUUUUUAAUCUGGUUUAAAUUGUCUUUAGGGUGUGUGUGUGUGUGAAAUAAACAUUGACAGGUUUUCUGGAUCCCUCAAGGUGCCUACUUUGCUGGUUCCCUUUCCAGCAGCUUCCCCACCUCGCUGCCACCCCCCUCCUCUGGGAGCCUCUCCUGCCUCUGCUGAGCUCCCCUCCACAUGUCCCACCCCCUCACCCUGCUGUUGUUUACAUCUAGCCUGCCUGAGAAUUUCCUCUGGGAAGGAAUCUGUUCCUGCUGUGGUCUGGUGCCUGGGAGGGAGAGAACCUGCUGGGGGCAGGGUGCCCUCCAUCUGAAAGAGGCCAGGUGAGCGCCAUCCACAGGGCCUCCGUUCUGUCCACUCGUAUUCUGGGUGGGGCCAUAGGAAAAUCUCCUGACCUUUGGGAAAUUGGCCUGUGGUUCCUGCUUUGGAAAGCCUGCAUGGGACCACUGUAGGCUUUCCCUACCCUACAGCUGCCUCUGAAAUAGCUGCUACUUGGAGAUCCUCCCUUUCUAAAGCACUUUCUGAAGCCCUCAGGAUGGUGGGGAGCAAGCAGCACCAGAAGAAUCUGGGAUAAGUGCAGGAAUCCGGCAGCAAAAGCAAGUUUUCGACCUCCAUGGCCACUAUCCAUUUAACCUCAUAUCUCUUUUGGAUAUCUUCCCUCCCUGGGAAUCAGAGUUCUGGCUCCCACGUUGAGCAGAUAUGCACUAGUUCCAGAGAAUCCACUAACAGGCUGUCGUGUAUAGAUGUAGAUUCUUACGAGAUUGCAGGCUGGGUCAUUUCUGAUCACUAGAUGGUUAGCUCAGCCUGGGACAUUUAGUGUUUUCCAUUGUGAUAAACCCCAGGGCAGCUGGAUCUGGAGCUGGUGGCAAGUUGAAGUUAUUAAAAACUGAUUUGUGUGGGA
Messenger RNA from Lemur catta (Ring-tailed lemur), 3954 nucleotides. RefSeq names its product armadillo like helical domain containing 3 (gene ARMH3). The coding region runs from base 183 to 2330 and encodes 715 amino acids. NCBI's taxonomy places the organism in Eukaryota, Metazoa, Chordata, Mammalia, Primates, Lemuridae. Gene Ontology annotation, cellular component: cytosol. The record is from RefSeq and is a predicted model, not a curated record. Gene Ontology annotation, biological process: regulation of Golgi organization. The transcript is spliced from 27 exons.